AUGCACCCUCUUGAUCUUGACUGGCGUCAACACUUGUCCAAGCUUUUUACAAUGCCGCAUUCUGAAGACACAAUUAGCCUCAAACAUCUUGGCAAGUUCGAUGAGCUUGUGAAAGCUCUUAAAGACGCUCUCGGUUCUUCGGGGCUGACCUGUGAUGAUAUCGACCUUGACUUGUUGAUGGAUCUCAUGAAGAAUUAUACCAGCGAUGAGAAAGAAUGGGGAGCUUUUGCAUUUGCCAAUCCCAGCAUGGCAUAUACCCGAAACCUCGUAGAUGAGGGUAACGGCAAGAGUAACUUGUUGGUCCUCGUCUGGACACCCGGAAAGGGAAGCCCCAUCCACAGUCAUAGCAACGCGCACUGCUUGAUGAAGAUCCUCAAAGGAAGCCUGACGGAGACACGCUACGACUUUCCUCAGGACUCCAACCGGGGAACCGACUCAGCCGCCUUGAAUGAUACCAAUGAUAGCAUGCAUGUGGCUUUGGAAUCAGUUUACACAGAGAACCAUGUGGCCUACAUGAGCGACGACCAGGGUGUGCACAAGAUGUGGAACAACAGCAAUGAUUUUGCUGUCUCGCUCCAUCUCUACACGCCGCCCAAUAUUGUCAAGAAUGGCUGCUACGUCUUUGACGCAGAGACUGGGGAGGGAACCCUUGUGAAAAACUGCGAGUACUAUUCCAUUCAUGGCCACCGAGAUACAGACGCGCUGGCCAGUGUAACAAAGAAACUGGCACCAUCUCUACUUUGA
Messenger RNA from Colletotrichum lupini, 744 nucleotides. RefSeq names its product cysteine dioxygenase. The coding region runs from base 1 to 744 and encodes 247 amino acids. Gene Ontology annotation, molecular function: cysteine dioxygenase activity; ferrous iron binding. The record is from RefSeq and is a predicted model, not a curated record. Gene Ontology annotation, biological process: L-cysteine catabolic process. The transcript has 2 exons. Lineage: Eukaryota; Fungi; Ascomycota; Sordariomycetes; Glomerellales; Glomerellaceae.